This is a messenger RNA of Lactuca sativa (garden lettuce), 1266 nucleotides long. RefSeq names its product protein FAR1-RELATED SEQUENCE 5-like. NCBI's taxonomy places the organism in Eukaryota, Viridiplantae, Streptophyta, Magnoliopsida, Asterales, Asteraceae. The record is from RefSeq and is a predicted model, not a curated record.
AUGGGAGAUCAAGAACCAGAUGCGAGUAAUCAUAUUUAUGAGGAACAUUAUUUGGCUAAUAAUGAUGACGAUGGAAUUGAAGAUUUCGAUUUUCAUGAUAAUGAUACACUAUAUAAUGGCGGAUUUCAAAUAGGAGAAUGCACUAAUCCUAAUUUAGAGGACGCAAAUAAUGCAGAAGACGAAAAUCACUUCGUUGAUGAAAACAUAGAGGUUAAUAUUGAUUUCAGUGAAGGACAACCACAUGUUACUCAUGAAGAUACAGAGUUUAAUAUUGAUUUCAGUGAAGGACAACAACAUGUUACUCAUGAUUAUGUUUCUCCUGGUGGCACCUUGUAUUGGACUCCGAUUGUUUCAGACGACAUCAAACCAAAAGUUUCAUCAAUAUUUAAUUCAUAUGGUGAAGCAGAAACAAUGUAUAGAAAAUAUGCAUUAGAAUAUGGUUUUGAUGUCAGGCUUGGAAGAGUCCAAAAAACAAAAAAUGGGAUUAUUACAAAUAGACAUCUUGUGUGCAAUCGGGAAGGUAAUCCAAAUACUAGUAAAGUAGAUACUCUAGACAUUCAACAUAAAAAGACUCAAAGAAGGAAAGAUUUAUUUAGGAGGAAUUGUAAAGCGAAAGUUGUUUUAGAAAUAAUUCCCAGUGCUCUUAAAUAUGUCGUGAGUGAUUUUGUCGAGCAACAUAAUCAUGAAUUGUUUAGCAAGGGCAAUAUGCACUUAUCUCGUUCAAAAAGAAAACUUGAUUAUUCCCAAGAAAUUUUCAUUCAUAAUUUGUCAAAACAAAACAUUGGUCCUAUAAAAGCACAUAGACUGUAUAGUGCUCUUCAGGUUGGUCCUUCGGUUCGAGGUGGAUUGGUUUCUGAUUUCAAGAAUGUUAGGAGGAAUCUUAAUUGUUACAUAGGCGGGAGGGACGCGGAGUUCCUUGUUGACAAGAUGAAUGACAGGAAGAAAAAUGUCCCAUCAUUUACUUUUGAGUAUAAAGUGUUGAACAAGAGAUUGAAUGCUCUAUUUUGGGCUGACGAAACAGCAAAGUAUAAUUACAAUUCAUUCGGAGACGUUGUGUCACUCGAUUGCACAUUCAGCAUGAAUAAGUAUGAUACGGUUUUUGUUCCGUUUACUGGCAUCGAUAAUCACAAAAAAUGUGUAACAUUUGGUGCUGGACUUUUAAGUAAAGAAGAUGGAGUUUCUUAUGAAUGGUUGCUUAGAGCUUUUUUGAAAGCUUUUAGAAAACAACCUCAAUUGGUUUUAUCUGACCAAGAUCCAACUUUGUAA